This is a messenger RNA of Mytilus trossulus (common blue mussel), 15419 nucleotides long. Its product is annotated as serine-rich adhesin for platelets-like. Bases 1 to 14355 code for a protein of 4784 amino acids. The transcript has 21 exons. The record is from RefSeq and is a predicted model, not a curated record. NCBI's taxonomy places the organism in Eukaryota, Metazoa, Mollusca, Bivalvia, Mytilida, Mytilidae.
AUGCUUCAACUUGUAGAUCAAACAACAACUGAUGCUUCUUAUACAACUGUAUAUCAAACAACCACUGAAGCAUCAACCACAACUGUAGAUCAAACAACCACUGAAGCACCAACUACAACCGUAGAUCAAACAACCACUGAAGCUGCAACUGCAACCGUAGAUCAAACAACCACUAAAGCUGCAACUACAACUGUAGAGCAAACAACCACUAAAGCUGCAACUUCAACUGUAGAUCAAACAACCACUGAGGCUCUAACUACAACAGUAGAUCAAACAACCACUGAGGCUCUAACUACAACAGUAGAUCAAACAACCACUGAGGCUCUAACUACAACUGUAGAUCAAACAACCACUGAAGCACCAACUACAACCGUAGAUCAAACAACCACUGAAGCUGCCACUACGACCGUAGAUCAAACAACCACUGAGGCUCUAACUACAACAGUAGAUCAAACAACCACUGAGACUGCAACUUCAACCGUAGAUCAAACAACCACUGAGGCUCUUACUACAACUGCUCUUACUACAACAGUAGAUCAAACAACCACGGAAGCUGCAACUACAACCGUAGAUCAAACAACCACGGAAGCUGCAACUACAACCGUAGACCAAACAACCACUGAGGCUCUAACUUCAACCGUAGAUCAAACAACCACUGAGGCUCUUACUACAACUGUAGACCAAACAACCACUGAUGCUUUAACUACAACUGUAGAUCAAACAACCACUGAAGCUGCAACUUCAACCGUAGAUCAAACAACCACCGAGGCUCUUACUACAACUGUAGAUCAAACAACCACUGAAGCUCUCACUACAACAGUAGAUCAAACAACCACUGUGGCUCUUACUACAACUGUAGAUCAAACAACCACGGAAGCUGCAACUACAACCGUUGAUCAAACAACCACUGAGGCUCUAACUUCAACCGUAGAUCAAACAACCACUGAGGCUCUUACUACAACUGUAGACCAAACAACCACUGAUGCUUUAACUACAACUCAAACAACCACUGGAGCUCCAACUACAACUGUAGAUCAAACAACCACUGAAGCACCAACUACAACCGUAGAUCAAACAACCACUGAAGCUGCAACUGCAACCGUAGAUCAAACAACAACUAAAGGUGCAACUACAACUGUGGAGCAAACAACCACUAAAGCUGCAACUUCAACUGUAGAUCAAACAACCACUGAGGCUCUAACUACAACUGUAGAUCAAACAACCACGGAAGCUGCAACUACAACUGUAGAUCAAACAACCACGGAAUCUGCAACUACAACCGUAGAUCAAACAACCACGGAAGCUGCAACUACAACCGUAGACCAAACAACCACUGAAGCUCUAAUUUCAACCGUAGAUCAAACAACCACUGAGGCUCUUACUACAACUGUAGACCAAACAACCACUGAUGCUUUAACUACAACUGUAGAUCAAACAACCACUGAUGCUGCAACUUCAACCAUAGAUCAAACAACCACCGAGGCUCUUACUACAACUGUAGACCAAACAACAACUGAAGCUUUAACUACAACAGUAGAUCAAACAACCACUGAGGCUCUUACUACAACUGCUCUAACUACAACAGUAGAUCAAACAACCACUGUGGCUCUUACUACAACAGUAGAUCAAACAACCACUGAGGCUCUAACUACAACUGUAGAUCAAACAACCACUGAAGCACCAACUACAACCGUAGAUCAAACAACCACUGCAGCUGCCACUACAACCGUAGAUCAAACAACCACUGAGGCUCUAACUACAACAGUAGAUCAAACAACCACUGAGACUGCAACUUCAACCGUAGAUCAAACAAUCACUGAGGCUCUUACUACAACUGUAGAUCAAACAACCACGGAAGCUGCAACUACAACUGUAGAUCAAACAACCACGGAAUCUGCAACUACAACCGUAGAUCAAACAACCACGGAAGCUGCAACUACAACCGUAGACCAAACAACCACUGAGGCUCUAACUUCAACCGUAGAUCAAACAACCACUGAGGCUCUUACUACAACUGUAGACCAAACAACCACUGAUGCUUUAACUACAACUGUAGAUCAAACAACCACUGAAGUUGCAACUUCAACCGUAGAUCAAACAACCACCGAGGCUCUUACUUCAACUGUAGACCAAACAACAACUGAAGCUUUAACUACAACAGUAGAUCAAACAACCACUGAGGCUCCUACUACAACUCAAACAACCACUGGAGCUCCAACUACAACUGUAGAUCAAACAACCACUGAAGCACCAACUACAACCGUAGAUCAAACAACCACUGAAGCUGCAACUGCAACCGUAGAUCAAACAACAACUAAAGGUGCAACUACAACUGUGGAGCAAACAACCACUAAAGCUGCAACUUCAACUGUAGAUCAAACAACCACUGAGGCUCUAACUACAACUGUAGAUCAAACAACCACGGAAGCUGCAACUACAACUGUAGAUCAAACAACCACGGAAUCUGCAACUACAACCGUAGAUCAAACAACCACGGAAGCUGCAACUACAACCGUAGACCAAACAACCACUGAAGCUCUAAUUUCAACCGUAGAUCAAACAACCACUGAGGCUCUUACUACAACUGUAGACCAAACAACCACUGAUGCUUUAACUACAACUGUAGAUCAAACAACCACUGAUGCUGCAACUUCAACCGUAGAUCAAACAACCACCGAGGCUCUUACUACAACUGUAGACCAAACAACAACUGAAACUUUAACUACAACAGUAGAUCAAACAACCACUGAGGCUCUUACUACAACUGUAGAUCAAACAACCACUGAAGCUGCCACUACAACUGUAGAUAAAACAACAUCUGAAGCUGCAACUACAACAGUAGAUCAAACAAACACUGAGACUCCAACUUCAACCGUAUACCAAACAACCACUGAGGCUCUUACUACAACUGUAGAUCAAACAACCACUGAAGCUUUAACUACAACAGCUCUAACUACAACAGUAGAUCAAACAACCACUGUAGCUCUUACUACAAUUGUAGAUCAAACAACCACGGAAGCUGCAACUACAACCGUAGAUCAAACAACCACUGAAGCACCAACUACAACCGUAGAUCAAACAACCACUGAGACUGCAACUUCAACCGUAGAUCAAACAACCACUGAGGCUCUUACUACGACUGUAGAUCAAACAACCACUGGAGCUCUCACUACAACUACUCCAACUUCAACCGUAUACCAAACAACCACUGAGGCUCUUACUACAACUGUAGAUCAAACAACCACUGAAGCUUUAACUACAACAGUAGAUCAAACAACCACUGAGGCUCUUACUACAACUUUAGAUCAAACAACCACUGAAACACCAAGUUCAACUGUAGAUCAAACAACCACUGAGGCUCUAACUACAACAGUAGAUCAAACAACCACUGUAACUCUUACUACAACUGUAGAUCAAACAACCACGGAAGCUGCAACUACAACCGUAGAUCAAACAACCACUGAAGCACCAACUACAACCGUAGAUCAAACAACCACUGAGACUGCAACUUCAACCGUAGAUCAAACAACCACUGAGGCUCUUACUACAACUGUAGAUCAAACAACCACUGGAGCUCUCACUACAACUGCUCUAACUACAACAGUAGAUCAAACAACCACUGUGACUCUUACUACAACAGUAGAUCAAACAACCACGGAAGCUGCAACUACAACCGUAGAUCAAACAACCACUGAGGCUCUUACUACAACAGUAGAUCAAACAACCACGGAAGCUGCAACUACAACAGUAGAUCAAACAACCACUGAGGCUAUUACUACAACAGUAGAUCAAACAACCACGGAAGCUGCAACUACAACCGUAGAUCAAACAACCACGGAAGCUGCAACUACAACCGUAGACCAAACAACCACUGAGGCUCUAACUUCAACCGUAGAUCAAACAACCACUGAGGCUCUUACUACAACUGUAGACCAAACAACCACUGAUGCUUUAACUACAACUGUAGAUCAAACAACCACUGAAGCUGCAACUUCAACCGUAGAUCAAACAACCACCGAGGCUCUUACUACAACUCAAACAACCACUGGAGCUCCAACUACAACUGUAGAUCAAACAACCCCUGAAGCACCAACUACAACCGUAGAUCAAACAACCACUGAAGCUGCAACUUCAACCGUAGAUCAAACAACAACUAAAGCUGCAACUACAACUGUGGAGCAAACAACCACUAAAGCUGCAACUUCAACUGUAGAUCAAACAACAACUGAGGCUCUAACUACAACAGUAGAUCAAACAACAACUGAAGCUCUUACUACAACAGUAGAUCAAACAACCACUGAGUCUCUAACUACAACUGUAGAUCAAACAACCACUGAAGCACCAACUACAAGCGUAGAUCAAACAACCACUGAAGCUGCCACUACAACCGUAGAUCAAACAACCACUCAGGCUCUAACUACAACAGUAGAUCAAACAACCACUGAGACUGCAACUUCAACCGUAGAUCAAACAACCACUGAGGCUCUUACGACAACUGUAGAUCAAACAACCACGGAAGCUGCAACUACAACAGUAGAUCAAACAACCACUGUGGCUCUUACUACAACUGUAGACCAAACAACCACUGAAGCACCAACUACAACAGUAGAUCAAACAACCACGGAAGCUGCAACUACAACCGUAGAGCAAACAACCACGGAAGCUGCAACUACAACAGUAGAUCAAACAACCACCGCGGCUCUAACUACAACAGUAGAUCAAACAACCACUGAAGCACCAACUACAACAGCAGAUCAAACAACCACGGAAGCUGCAACUACAACUGUAGAGCAAACAACCACAGAAGCUGCAACUUCAACCGUAGAUCAAACAACCACUGAGGCUCUUACUACAACUGUAGACCAAACAACUACUGAUGCUUUAACUACAACUGUAGAUCAAACAACCACUGAAGCUGCAACUUCAACCGUAGAUCAAACAACCACCGAGGCUCUUACUACAACUGUAGACCAAACAACCACUGAAGCUUUAACUACAACAGUAGAUCAAACAACCACUGAGGCUCUUACUACAACUGCUCUAACUACAACAGUAGAUCAAACAACCACUGUAGCUCUUACUACAAAUGUAGAUCAAACAACCACGGAAGCUGCAACUACAACCGUAGAUCAAACAACCACUGAGACUGCAACUACAACCGUAGAUCAAACAACCACUGAGGCUCUUACUACAACUGUAGAUCAAACAACCACUGAGGCUCUAACUACAACAGUAGAUCAAACAACCACUGUAGCUCUUACUACAAAUGUAGAUCAAACAACCACGGAAGCUGCAACUACAACUGUAGAUCAAACAACCACUGAGACUGCAACUACAACCGUAGAUCAAACAACCACUGAGGCUCUUACUACAACUGUAGAUCAAACAACCACUGGAGCUCUCACUACAACUCAAACAACAUCUGAAGCUGCAACUACAACAGUAGAUCAAACAACCACUGAGACUCCAACUUCAACCGUAUACCAAACAACCACUGAGGCUCUUACUACAACUGUAGAUCAAACAACCACUGAAGCUUUAACUACAACAGUAGAUCAAACAACCACUGAGGCUCUUACUACAACUGCUCUAACUACAACAGUAGAUCAAACAACCACUGUAGCUCUUACUACAACUGUAGAUCAAACAACCACGGAAGCUGCAACUACAACCGUAGAUCAAACAACCACUGAAGCACCAACUACAACCGUAGAUCAAACAACAACUGAAGCUGCAACUGCAAUCGUAGAUCAAACAACCACUAAAGCUGCAACUACAACUGUAGAUCAAGCAACCACUGAAGCUCCAACUACAACUGUAGAUCAAACAACCACUGAAGCACCAAUUACAACCGUAGAUCAAACAACCACUGAAGCUGCAACUGCAACCGUAGAUCAAACAACAACUACAGCUGCAACUACAACUGUAGAGCAAACAACCAUUAAAGCUGGAACUUCAACUGUAGAUCAAACAACCACUGAGGCUCUAACUACAACAGUAGAUCAAACAACCAUUGAGGCUCGUACUACAACAGUAGAUCAAACAACCACUGAGGCUCUAACUACAACUGUAGAUCAAACAACCACUGAAGCACCAACUACAACCGUAGAUCAAACAACCACUGAGACUGCAACUUCAACCGUAGAUCAAACAACCACUGAGGCCCUUACUACUACUGUAGAUCAAACAACCACUGAAGCUCUCACUACAACUGUAGAUCAAACAACCACUGAAACACCAACUUCAACUGUAGAUCAAACAACCACUGAGGCUCUAACUACAACAGUAGACCAAACAACCACUGUGGCUCUUACUACAACUGCAGAUCAAACAACCACGGAAGCUGCAACUACAACCGUAGAUCAAACAACCACUGAGGCUCUAACUUCAACCGUAGAUCAAACAACCACUGAGGCUCUUACUACAACUGUAGACCAAACAACCACUGAUGCUUUAACUACAACUGUAGAUCAAACAACCACUGAAGCUGCAACUACUACUGUAGAUCAAACAACCACUAUAGCUGCAACUACAACUGUAGAUAAAACAACAACUGAAGCUGCAACUACAACAGUAGAUCAAACAACAACUGAAGCUGCAACUACAACAGUAGACCAAACAACCACUGAUGCUUUAACUACAACUGCUGCAACUUCAACCGUAUACCAAACAACCACUGAGGCUCUUACUACAACCGUAGAUCAAACAACUACUGAGGCACUUACUACAACUGUAGCUCAAACAACCACUGAAGCUUUAACUACAACAGUAGAUCAAACAACCACUGAGGCUCUUACUACAACUGUAGCUCAAACAACCACUGAAACACCAACUUUAACUGUAGAUCAAACAACCACUGAGGCUCUAACUACAACAGUAGAUCAAACAACCACUGAGGCUCUUACUACAAUUGUAGACCAAACAACCACUGAUGCUUUAACUACAACUGUAGAUAAAACAACCACUGAAGCUGCAACUACAACUGUAGAUCAAACAUCCACUGAAGCUGCAACUACAACAGUAGAUCAAACAACCAAUGAUGCUGCAACUACAACAGCAGAUCAAACAACCACUGAAGCUCAAACGUUAACUGUAGAUCAAACAACCACUGAAGCUGCAACGUCAACCGUAGAUCAAACAACAACUGAGGCUCUAACUACAACAGUAGAUCAAACAACCGCUGAGGCUCUUACUACAACUGUAGAUCAAACAACCACUGAAGCUGCAACGUCAACCGUAGAUCAAACAACCACUGAGGCUCUAACUACAACAGAAGAUCAAACAACCGCUGAGGCUCUUACUACAACUGUAGAUCAAACAACCACUGAGGCCCCAACUACAACUGUAGCCCAAUCAACCACUGAAGCUUUAACGUCAACUGUAGAUCAAACAACCACUGAGGCUGCAACUACAACCGAAGAUCAAACAACCACUGGAGCUCAAACUACAACCGUAGAUCAAACAACCACUGGGGCUGCAACUUCAACCGUAGAUCAAACAACCACUGAGGCUCUUACUACAACAGUAGAUCAAACAACCACUAAGGCUCUUACAACAACUGUAGAUCUAACAACCACUGAAGCUGCAACUACAACUGUAGAUCAAACAACCACUGAAGCUGCAACUACAACUGUAGAGCAAACAACCACUGAAGCUGCUACUACAACUGUAGAUCAAACAACCACUAGAGCUCCAACUACAACUGAAGAUCAAACAACCACCGAAGCUGCAACUACAACUGUAGAUCAAACAACCACUGGGGCUCCAACUACAACUGUAGAUCAAACAACCACUGAAUCUUUAACGUCAACUGUAGAUCAAACAACCACUGAGGCUGCAACUACAACUGUAGCCCAAUCAACUACUGAAGCUUUAACGUCAACUGUAGAUCAAACAACCACUGAAGCUGCAACUACAACCGAAGAUCAAACAACCACUGGAGCUCAAACUACAACCGUCGAUCAAACAACCACUGGGGCUGCAACUUCAACCGUAGAUCAAACAACCACUGGGGCUCUUACUACAACAGUAGAUCAAACAACCACUGAAGCUGCAACUACAACCGUAGACCAAACAACCACUAAAGCUGCAACUACAACCGUAGAUCAAACAACCACUGGAGCUCCAACUACAACUGUAGAUCAAACAACCACUGAGACUGCAACUACAACUGUAGAUCAAACAACCACCGAAGCUCAGACGUCAACUGUAGAUCAAACAACCACUGAAGCUGCAACUAAAACUGUAGAUCAAACAACCACUGACGCUUUAACUACAACAGUAGACCAAACAACCACUGAAGCUGCAACUGCAACUGUAGAUCAAACAACCACUGAGGCUCUAACUACAACAGUAGAUCAAACAACCAAUGAGGCUCUUACUACAACUGUAGAUCAAACAACCACUGAGGCUGCAACUACAAUAGCAGAUCAAACAACCACUGAAGCUGCAACUACAACUGUAGAUCAAACAACCACUGAAGCUGCAACUACAACUGUAGAUCAAACAACUACUGAGGCUCUUACUACAGCUGUAGAUCAAACAACCACGGAAGCUGCAACUACAACCGUAGAUCAAACAACCACUGAGGCUCUAACUUCAAUCGUAGAUCAAACAACCACUGAGGCUCUAACUACAACUGUAGACCAAACAACCACUGAAGCUCUUACUACAACUGUAGAUCAAACAACCACUAAAGCUGCAACUACAACUGUAGAUCAAACAACCAUUGAAGCUGCAACUACAACUGUAUAUCAAACAACCACUGAAGCUUUAAUUACAACUGUAGAUCAAACAACCACUGAAGCUGCAACUACAACUGUAGAUCAAACAACCACUGAAACUUUAACUACAACCGUAGAUCAAACAACCACUGAAGCUUUAACGUCAACUGUAGAUCAAACAACCACUGAACCUGCAACUUCAACCGUAGAUCAAACAACCACUGAGGCUCUUACUACAACUGUAGACCAAACAACCACUGAAGCUUUAACUACAACUGUUGAUCAAACAACCACUGCAGCUGCAACUAUAACUGUAGAUCAAACAACCACUGGAGGUGCAACUACAACCGUAGAUCAAACAACCACUGAAGCUGCAACUACAAUAGUGGAUCAAACAACCACUGAGGCUCUAACUACAACCGUAGAUCAAACAACCACUGGAGCAAAAACUUCAACUGUAGAUCAAACAACAACUGACGCUGCAACUACAACCGUAGAUCAAACAACCACUGAAACUUUAACGUCAACUGUAGAUCUGACAACCACUGCGGCUCUUACUUCAACAGUAGAUCAAACAACCACUGAGGCUCUUACUACAACUGUAGACCAAACAACCACUGAAGCUUUAACUACAACAGUAGAUCAAUCAACCACUGAGGCUGCAACUACAACAGCAGAUCAAACAACAACUGAAGCUGCAACUUCAACCGAAGAUCAAACAACCACUGAAGCUUUAACUACAACAGUAGACCAAACAACCACUGAAGCUGCAACUUCAACCGAAGAUCAAACAACCACUGAGGCUCUAACUACAACAGUCUAUCAACCAAGCGCUGAUGCUCUUACUACAAAUGUAGAUCAAACAACCACUGGAGCACCAACUUCAACUGUAGAUCAAACAACAACUGAAGCUGCAACUACAAAUGUAGAUCAAACAACCACUAAAACUGUAACUUCAACUGGAGAUCAAACAACCACUGAGGUUUUAACUACAACAGUAGAUCAAACAACCACUGAGGUUUUAACUUCAACAGUAGAUCAAACAACCACUGAGGCUCUUACUACAAAUGUAGAUCAAACAACCACUGGAGCACCAACUUCAACUGUAGAUCAAACAACAACUGAAGCUGCAACUACAACUGUAGAUCAAACAACCACUGAAACUGGAACUACAACUGAAGAUCAAACAACCACCGAAGCUGCAACUACAACUGUAGAUCAAACAACCACUGGGGCUCCAACUACAACUGUAGAUCAAACAACCACUGAAUCUUUAACGUCAACUGUAGAUCAAACAACCACUGAGGCUGCAACUACAACUGUAGCCCAAUCAACUACUGAAGCUUUAACGUCAACUGUAGAUCAAACAACCACUGAAGCUGCAACUACAACCGAAGAUCAAACAACCACUGGAGCUCAAACUACAACCGUCGAUCAAACAACCACUGGGGCUGCAACUUCAACCGUAGAUCAAACAACCACUGGGGCUCUUACUACAACAGUAGAUCAAACAACCACUGAAGCUGCAACUACAACCGUAGACCAAACAACCACUAAAGCUGCAACUACAACCGUAGAUCAAACAACCACUGGAGCUCCAACUACAACUGUAGAUCAAACAACCACUGAGACUGCAACUACAACUGUAGAUCAAACAACCACUGAGGCUCUUACUACAACUGUAGAUCAAACAACCACCGAAGCUCAGACGUCAACUGCUCUUACUACAACUGUAGAUCAAACAACCACUGAGGCUGCAACUACAAUAGCAGAUCAAACAACCACUGAAGCUGCAACUACAACUGUAGAUCAAACAACUACUGAGGCUCUUACUACAGCUGUAGAUCAAACAACCACGGAAGCUGCAACUACAACCGUAGAUCAAACAACCACUGAGGCUCUAACUUCAAUCGUAGAUCAAACAACCACUGAGGCUCUAACUACAACUGUAGACCAAACAACCACUGAAGCUCUUACUACAACUGUAGAUCAAACAACCACGAAAGCUGCAACUACAACUGUAGAUCAAACAACCAUUGAAGCUGCAACUACAACUGUAUAUCAAACAACCACUGAAGCUUUAAUUACAACUGUAGAUCAAACAACCACUGAAGCUGCAACUACAACUGUAGAUCAAACAACCACUGAAACUUUAACUACAACCGUAGAUCAAACAACCACUGAAGCUUUAACGUCAACUGUAGAUCAAACAACCACUGAACCUGCAACUUCAACCGUAGAUCAAACAACCACUGAGGCUCUUACUACAACUGUAGACCAAACAACCACUGAAGCUUUAACUACAACUGUUGAUCAAACAACCACUGCAGCUGCAACUAUAACUGUAGAUCAAACAACCACUGGAGGUGCAACUACAACCGUAGAUCAAACAACCACUGAAGCUGCAACUACAAUAGUGGAUCAAACAACCACUGAGGCUCUAACUACAACCGUAGAUCAAACAACCACUGGAGCAAAAACUUCAACUGUAGAUCAAACAACAACUGACGCUGCAACUACAACCGUAGAUCAAACAACCACUGAAACUUUAACGUCAACUGUAGAUCAGACAACCACUGCGGCUCUAACUUCAACAGUAGAUCAAACAACCACUGAGGCUCUUACUACAACUGUAGACCAAACAACCACUGAAGCUUUAACUACAACAGUAGAUCAAUCAACCACUGAGGCUGCAACUACAACAGCAGAUCAAACAACCGCUGAAGCUGCAACUUCAACCGAAGAUCAAACAACCACUGAGGCUCUAACUACAACAGUCUAUCAACCAAGCGCUGAUGCUCUUACUACAAAUGUAGAUCAAACAACCACUGGAGCACCAACUUCAACUGUAGAUCAAACAACAACUGAAGCUGCAACUACAAAUGUAGAUCAAACAACCACUAAAACUGUAACUUCAACUGGAGAUCAAACAACCACUGAGGUUUUAACUACAACAGUAGAUCAAACAACCACUGAGGUUUUAACUUCAACAGUAGAUCAAACAACCACUGAGGCUCUUACUACAAAUGUAGAUCAAACAACCACUGGAGCACCAACUUCAACUGUAGAUCAAACAACAACUGAAGCUGCAACUACAACUGUAGAUCAAACAACCACUGAAACUGGAACUACAACUGGAUAUCAAACAACCACUGAAGCUGCAACUUCAACCGUAGAUCAAACAACCAUUGAGGCUCUAGCUACAACAGUAUAUCAAACAACCACUGAGGCUCUAACUACAACUGUUGAUCAAACAACCACUGGAGCACAAACUUCAACUGUAGAUCAAACAACCACUGAAGCCGCAAUUACAACCGUAGAUCAAACAACCACUGAAGCUGAAACUACAACCGUAGAUCAAACAACCACUGAGGCUCCAACUACAAUUGUAGAUCAAACAACCACUGAAGCUCUUACUUCAACUGUAGAUCAAACAACCACUGGAGCACAAACUUCAACUGUAGAUCAAACAACAACUGACGCUCCAUUUACAACAGUAGAUCAAACAAAAACUGAUGCUCCAACUUCAACUGUAGAUCAAACAACCACUGGGUCUGCAACUACAACUGUAGAUCAAACAACCACUGAAACUGCAACUACAACCGUAGACCAAACAACCUCUGGAGCUCCAACUACAACUGUAGAUCAAACAACCACUGAGACUGCAACUACAACCGUAGACCAAACAACCUCUGGAGCUCCAACUACAGCUGUAGAUCAAACAACCACUGAGACUGCAACUACAACCGUAGAUCAAACAACCACUGAGGCUCUUACUACAAAUGUAGACCAAACAACCACUGAAGCUUUAACUACAACUGUAGAUCAAACAACAUCUGAAGCUGCAUCUUCAACUGUAGAUCAAACAACCACUGAGGCUUUUACUACAACUGUAGAUCAAAAAACCACUGGAACACCACUUUCAACCGUAGACCAAACAACUACUGAAGCACAAACGUCAACUGUAGAUCAAACAACCACUGAACCUAUUACUACAACUGUUGAUCAAACAACCACUGAAGUUGCAACUACACCUGUAGAUAAAACUACCACAGAGGCUCCAACUACAACCGUAGAUCAAACAACACAUGGAGCUCCAACUACAACAGUAGAUCAAACAACCACCGAAGCUCAAACGUCAACAGUAGAUCAAACAGCCACUGAUGCUCCAACUACAACAGUAGAUCAAACAACCACCGAAGCUUUAACGUCAACUGUAGAUCAAACAACCACUGAAGCUUUAACUACAACUGUAGAUCAACCAACCACUGAGGCUCUUACUAAAACUGUAGAUCAAACAACCGCUGGAGCACCAACUUCAACUGUAGAUCAAACAACAACUUACGCUCCAUCUACAACCGUAUUUCAAACAACCACAGAAGCUGCAACUGCAACCGUAGAUCAAACGUCAACUGUUGAUCAAACAACCACUGAGGCUCUAACUACACCUGUAGAUCAAACGUCAACUGCAGGAACUCCAACAACAACUGAGCAACUGACAGCUCCAGUAAUUCCUACAACAACUGAGCAGGUAACCACUUCAGGAAUUUCAACUUCAACUGUGCAAGUAACAGUUUCAGGAAUACCCACUACUACUGAGCAACUGACAACUUCAGGAAUCCCCACAACAACUAAACAACUGACAACUGCAGGAACUCCAACAUCAACUGAACAACUAACAGCUCCAGUAAUUCCUACAACAACUGAGCAGGUAACCACUUCAGGAAUUCCCACUUCAACUGCAGAACAGACUACAUUGAAGACUACUGAAGCAACAACAGUUGGUACAAAUGCAACAGGGGUCUCUUUCCGAGUAACAUUUGCAGAUGAUACAGCUUCUGAUCCUAAUGUGUAUAACAACCCAGGUUCUACAGAAUAUCAGAACCUAUUGUCAGGGCUUGAAGAUAUUUUCAAGUCGGAACCAGGAUAUGCUGGAGUAUCAAUUCUGAAUACAAGUGUUGUAAAUGGAACAAUUUUUGUGGAUUUUCGUGUGGAAACUAACAAUACUGCAGACACAUCUCCACAAGGAGCUUAUGGACAAACAUUACUGACAUCCAUUAAGAACAAUGGCGGACUCUCUUUAGGUGGCAAUGUCAAGCCGAUACAGUCACCUCCUACUGUAUUGGUUACCGAUACAGGAGCAUCAACAGUUGAAGUUCCACUUGAUGACGCAUGUUUUCUCUAUGAUCAUCAGAAGACUUGUUUAAAUGAUGGCACAUGUUUCGUUAAUGGAAAUAAUAAACCGGAAUGCAGGUGUACAACAACUUACACAGGAAAUAAAUGUCAGACUGCAGCAGCAACUGAUGAUGACUUGUUGAAAAUACUUGUUCCAGUAGCUGCAAUAGCCGGUUUGUUGUUUGUUAUUGCAAUAUGUUGUUGUUGCUGGUUCCUCUGUGCAAGACGGAAGAAAUGGGAACCAGAAAAAGAUGAAGAAUCAAAUUCUGACAUGUCAAUGGAGAAUCCAUUUGCUGGUGUAUUCUUACCGAGACUCAUUCCAGAUUAUAUGAGAUACCAAGGUUCACCUUUCGGGUUAGAUGAAUGUGGUGCAUCACCGAUAGGUCUCGGAGAUAACAAGGAUCAGGACAUGUCUUUAUGGGAGAUGCAUCUUAAUGAUGAAAUCCGACGAGCGUGAACACGGCUAAGUUGGCACAUAUAAAGAAUGUAAUGUAAUGGACUGUGCCCUACCCCCCGAAACAAGGAGUAGGGCACAGUUUUCCCAACUACGACAGGGUUUUAGCUACAACCCGAAAAUCAAAGCAAUCGACAAUCUAACAACAGCAAAGAUAUACAAAAUACAUUUCACUAAUAACUCAGCAACUUCGACUACUUAUUUCUGUGGCCAGUAUGUUAAAUAGAAAUCAGUAAUCUGACUGUGCGAUGCUUAAUGAUUUAAAAUUGAAUACUGGUAAUGUAUUCAGUGGAAGAUAUUUCGGUUUUAUUUACUAGAUAUAUUGGUGUGAUAUUGUAUACCAAAGACUCUGAUACUGCGAAUGUGCUGGUCACAUAAACUGCGUGUAUUUCAGAUAAAAUUCCAAGACACUGCCCAAAAACUUUACAGUCAUGGAAGGAUUAGCCAUUUAUAAGAACGUCACAACUGUUUUCCGUUGCACAAAGCACUAGGUGAUAACCAUGGAAGUCGUUUAUAUGGCGGAAUGACUGAAGAAAAACAUCCAUACGAAGUAGAAAUACUCAUGACAAUUACUGUGGAAGUAGACGAAUUUACUGUCAUCUGACUCAUUGUUCCUAAAGAUGAAAUGGGAAAUCAAGGAAAACGGGUUGUUUCAAACAUUAGCCAAUGCAAUAUAUUUCAGGUUUUAAAGUUUAAUAAUUCCAAUCUAUUGUUCAUUCAUAUUGGUAUUUGACUUUAAAAAUGUGUAAUGGAAUAUGAACAGUUCAGUCAUAUUUCAAGCGUUAAGAUAAUUUUGUAAGAGAAAUCUAUAUUAGCUGUGUGGAAAAGCUUUAAGGUUAUUGAUAUUAUUUAUUUAUUUAUUGUUUUUGUAUCAAUUAUAUUUUUAUAUCCUUCAUAUAUUAUGUAUGAAGACCAUAUUUAAUACUUCUGUUUCGAAACAUAUAAAACAAAACGACGGAUCUAUCGUUAUAUGUAACAGGUUUGCAUUUGACAUGGUCUUCAUUUUUCAGUGUUCAAUGCGCUGGUCGCAUAAAAGUAUUAUACAUAUAUUUUUUUAAAUUAAAAAA